CGAAAGUGGCCGUUGUAAGUGGCAGUGGUUGGUUGGUUUGGAUAUGAGUGGAACAGUGGAGGAGGUGCGGGCAGCCGCGGAUCGCGUGUUGCGGGACCACCUGCUGGGAUCAAAGCUGUACGACACCUUGACCCUUGACCAGUUCAAGGCGCUUUUUCCCCAGAAAUACAGAUCAUCGCCGCUUGUGGACGACAUCUAUGACCUGCUGUUGCAGCGCCGAGAUGAAGUGCGACAAGUGGUUGAAGCGAACAUCCAGGGCUUCGUGGACAACAUCAACCUUUCAAGACAAGUACCGAACCUGACGCUCGCCGAUGCCAUUGCGCUCCUCAAAUCCAUCAACGAGAAACACCAGCUCGAGCUCGCACAUGAACGGGCACGAUUACAAGAAUUGGAGAAGAGGCUAUCCCAACAACUGGCGUGGAUGGAUGGCCCACAUGCAAAAGCCCUCGCCCAGCUCAGCAGAGCGGUGGACCUUGAUGCUGCCAAAGACGUACACCGUACGCUCGUGGGCCUUUUGGAAUCAAGCUGAUCUGCUUGGUGGUACUCCCCAGUUCGGUCACAUCACUGCUGCGACCUAACCUGCCUCCGCGCUCCACUAUUGAAUAUCCAUUGCUACACGAUUGCUUGAUUUGUUUGAUUGAUUUCUGUUUCGUUUUGAGCCUGUAUCCCACACUCAAUGUACACAAGGCCGGCCAUUCCACUCUGGGCUUGCUAGCGCCAUAUGCUUUGCUCCAUUUGAGCAUAUCCCCUGCUUCCCAUUUCUUAGUUUUCCUCCCUUGCCCCUCCCCUCUUCCCUCGUUCUGUCCAGCUGCGUCCGGUUAUCCCCCUGCCCAUGCGUUCUUCUUCUGAGCACCAUUGCAGCAUUGCGUGCAGGGCAAGCUCACAAUGAACAUAAGCGACACCCCAUCGCCGUAAUCCCC
Molecule: messenger RNA, 920 nt
Organism: Salpingoeca rosetta
Lineage: Eukaryota; Choanoflagellata; Craspedida; Salpingoecidae
Exons: 5
Coding region: 44-529 (161 amino acids)
Biological process (GO): chromosome segregation
Cellular component (GO): kinetochore; Mis6-Sim4 complex
Source: RefSeq, a predicted model, not a curated record